CUUGGCAGCAGUAGCGAGUAAAAGACCAAGAAACACCUUGCUCUCUAGGGCACACAAUUCACUUUUUACAAUUCCAAACAAACCCCCAACCCCCGGUUAAUUCAUCGCCGGAGAGUCUCCAUCGCCGCCGCGGAGCCCUCAUUGUGAUUAACUUGAAAAACAAAUGGUGAGAACAACCAAGACUCAUCAACCACAAGUAGAAGCCGACGACGAAGAUUUCGGCUCAAGGCUCACUGAUGAGGGGAAGAAUGGUGAUAGGAAGUCUAGGUCGAAGCAUUCGGAGACCGAGCAGCGCAGGCGUAGCAAGAUUAAUGAAAGAUUUCAAAUUUUAAGAGAGCUCAUACCUGAAAAUGACCAGAAGAGGGAUAAAGCUACAUUCUUGUUGGAGGUUAUUCAGUACAUUCAAUUCUUACAAGAGAGGGUGCAGAUGUUUGAGAGAACAUACCAAGGUUGGAGCUCAGAGCCAACAAAACUGACACCAUGGAGGAGCAAUUGUGGGGCUGUUGAAAGCUUUGUUGAUCCAUCUCAUCUCAUGAGGAGUGGCCCUGUGAAUAUACUUGAUGCCCCAGUAACUCUUACCAAUACACAUAACUCGAUAGAUUCUGAUUUCGGUUGUGAAGCUACAUACAGAGAAACAGAUCAUGGGGUGGCUUCGCAAGAAGUUUCUCUAGGCAUGUCAGUGCCGGCAAAUUUGUUCGAAGACAGCACAGCUGAACCUCCCCAGGUAUCCUUUUCAAAUACAGAGCUCUUGGCAUCUGAAUCACAGCCCCAACUUUGGCGCGAUAGACCAUGCACAACUGAAUGUGCUACUACGAGCUAUACUCCAGAUGAGCUGGAAGAGCUCAACACUGAAGAUAUAGCUAUCUCAGACUCCUGCUCGCAAGGGGUGUUAAAUACCAUAAGUCAUGCACUAAAAUCUUCUGGAGUGGAUUUGGCACAGACGAGCAUCUCAGUGGAACUUGACAUUGCAAAGCAUCCUGAUAGGGGAAUGACAUCUAUGGCUUUCUUUACAAGGGAUAACAAGAACCUCCCUCCUAGCAGUGAGGCAUUGUCACAUCAUGGAGUUGGGAGUAGUAGCAAUAAUUCCUUUCAAGCCCACAAAAGGCUGAGAACUGAACAGAGCUAGUAGUGGAAUUUCACUGAUCCCUUCCUAUAAUAUUUUUUCCCUUCUCUUCCCUAAUUGGGGAUAUUCACUUGGCAUUCCUUUUUGUUUAUGGAAAGGGAUCAUGAUGUGGGUGGUUUUUUCGGUAAUGCUAGGUGUAUAUCCAAAAGCCGGUGCCAGUUUUGGCAAUUUGCGAUGUGUUGAUCUUUGAAAUGUCAUGAUAAUUAUGUAGAACUUAGUUAUUUCGCAAUAUAUAUUUAGUAUGAGAAAUCUUGGCAAAUAAUGCUAGUCUUACUGCUAUUGGAGUUGAAUGUAAAUAGUAAGUUACUUAUUUUUGUCGUGCAAUUAAGAAAGUAUUUGGGGCUA
Molecule: messenger RNA, 1468 nt
Organism: Daucus carota subsp. sativus
Lineage: Eukaryota; Viridiplantae; Streptophyta; Magnoliopsida; Apiales; Apiaceae
Product: transcription factor BIM3
Exons: 8
Coding region: 164-1126 (320 amino acids)
Biological process (GO): DNA-templated transcription
Molecular function (GO): DNA-binding transcription factor activity; protein dimerization activity
Source: RefSeq, a predicted model, not a curated record